Paramecium sonneborni is the source of this 263-nucleotide messenger RNA. The record is from the annotation of a GenBank genome assembly. NCBI's taxonomy places the organism in Eukaryota, Ciliophora, Oligohymenophorea, Peniculida, Parameciidae.
AUGUAAUGUAGAUAUACUAAUGAAAAUAUAUUUUAAGGAGAUUUAGAUGAACAAAUUAAAAAAAUAUUGCAAGAGCUGAAGUUGCAUUGUAAUAAGAAUUGGCCAGAUAGAGUUGGCUUAAAAUAGGUGAAUUUAAGGAGUGAUUGGGAAAUGAAAUACUCUAAAUCCUUGAGGAAGUAAUAAGAAAAUGCAUUACAUUUAGUCAAAAGAUAGAUUGUUAAUAAUAGGAAUAAUAUGAAGAGGUCUUAGGACUAGUUUUUUGA